Alexandromys fortis (reed vole) is the source of this 4008-nucleotide messenger RNA. RefSeq names its product LysM domain containing 3 (gene Lysmd3). Gene Ontology annotation, cellular component: Golgi apparatus. Lineage: Eukaryota; Metazoa; Chordata; Mammalia; Rodentia; Cricetidae. The transcript is spliced from 3 exons. Gene Ontology annotation, biological process: Golgi organization. The coding region runs from base 177 to 1094 and encodes 305 amino acids. The record is from RefSeq and is a predicted model, not a curated record.
GCGGACGUGGCGGCGGCUGUCGGUCCGGAAGGCGGCGACGGCGGCGACGGCGGCGACGGCGGCAGAAGAGCGCCCGGAACGGCCGAGCACCUGGAGUCGGUCAUGAGCUUCCCGGGGCCGCGGUGGCGGACGUAACCGUGUCCCCGCGUCCCAGCUAGAGGCCAGAUUGUAAGAUCAUGGCGGGGAGGAAUCAGAAUCGAUCUGUUGCCUUCCCAGGAAUUCAGGCCAGUGGCCAGCUGCAUCCCUUUGGAAAUUGUACAGACAGUGAUGUGUUGGAAGAAGAUGCCGAAGUGUAUGAACUUCGAUCCAGAGGAAAGGAGAAGGUUCGAAGAAGCACAUCACGAGACAGACUUGAUGACAUCAUUAUAUUAACAAGAGAUAUACAGGAAGGGGACACUCUAAAUGCAGUAGCCCUUCAGUAUUGCUGUACGGUAGCAGAUAUCAAAAGAGUUAACAAUCUCAUCAGUGAUCAAGACUUUUUUGCCCUUAGGUCUAUCAAAAUUCCAGUGAAAAAGUUUAGUUCUUUGACUGAAAGUCUUCAUCCUCUGAAAGGAAGACAAGGCUCUCAACCCCCACCUGUUGCAUUUGCUCAAGAACAGGAUACUGUGCCCGUGGAGGACUCUCUGUCCUCCAGAGGGUCAGCUGGCAGUUUCCUGAAAGAGGUGGAUCGAGACAUAGAAGAACUGGUAAAGUGCACAGACACCAAGAAGGAGAACCUGAACGAGGUAGUGUCUGCCUUAGCAGCACAACAGAUCCACUUUGAGCCGGAUAGCAGAAGCACUCACAGAAAGGACCCAUACUAUGGAGCCGACUGGGGAAUUGGCUGGUGGACAGCGGUAGUGAUAAUGUUGAUAGUGGGUAUAAUAACACCAGUCUUUUAUUUGCUUUAUUAUGAAAUUUUAGCUAAAGUGGAUGUUAGUCACCACUCAACAGUGGGCUCUUCACAUUUGCAUCCAGGACUCACACCUCCAUCGCAGCACAGAGAAACGGGAAAUGGACUUGUUACAACAAAAGGAAUACAUGCUGGUCAACAAGAUGACCACAAACUGUACAGGCAACAUUCUCAAUCCCCUGCUGCUCAGCACAAAACAUAGCAGUGAGCCUGAUCUGUGUGAUGAUCAUGUGUGCAUAUGGAAUAUGGUGGUUCAGAGAUACCCAACAACAGCUUCUAAGACAGAAUCUAGGAACAUGGAAGAUGCUUUGACCUUCCUAGGAGUCCCUGAACCUUUUACAGAUGGACUGUCUGUAACACACACGAUUGCUUCUUUAUGGUGAGAGUGGUCAGAAUACAUCUGCUGUGUCAGCUCUUAAAGCAGAAAUUAAUUUAAAUGUAUUUCUAGGAAUUAUAACAUAGAAGAUGCUGUCAUUUUUUUUAAUUUUUCAAGAUUAGUUAUGUUUAAAUUUAUUUUUUAAAAGAUUUUUUUAAUUUAAGAUUGUUCAUGUCGAGUGUUUCAAAUGCUUACAACUGAAGAAAAUUCACUACCAUGCCACCAAAAAACUUGUAAAAGUUUGAUUUUAAAAUUAUAUAUAACAUAUACUUAAUACUCAAUUUUGAAAUUUAAAAACACGUUUUAACACAUGCUAUGAAAGCAGAUGUAGAAACAUAUGGAAACAUAAUUUAUAAUUCCUGUAAUACAGGCUAACCAAUUUUAAAUAUAUUAAGAUCCCAAAAUAAUGUCUUAGGGUUGGAAACAGCCAUUUGAUUUGAUCACAAGGGCACUGAAACAGUCAAGACCUAGUCCAUGGAAAGGAAAUGCUCUAUGAGCAUCCCUCCAACCUCACUUCCACUUACAAAAACAAAACCAGAAGAACUACAUGUGUCUGAUAUUUAGAAGCACUGUGUAGACAGAAAAGCAUACUCAGCAUGUUGCUCGUUAUGCACUGUGACUAAUCACUGCUGGUACAAAUAGUAACAAGCCUUAAUGACGCGUAGUGCCUUACAGUGUCACUCGACAGUCAGAUUGCAUUCCAUAGGUCUCUCUAAGUUUGUCUGUCUUCAUCUUUAAGCAUAAGUUAAUGGAGUCAAACAAAUUGCUACUAUCUGCCUCUGAAGUCAUGCAGAAAAACAUGACUGACUAAGCAAAAAUGAGUGAACAGGACUUUUACAUUAGCAGGAGAUAGAUUACUUUAUGUGGUAGUCCCUUGACCUUUGCUUUUCAAAAAGAAAAUGUCCAGUUUAGAUUAUCCCCACUUAAUAUGCACCAUCAAAAUGAGAAACACAGGCUAAAGUUGUGUGGAUUAAUCAAAAGGGCUUAAUAGUGGCCUUUUCUAAGUCAACUGUGAUACAACCAAUUUGAUCAGAAAGCAUCUGUAUACUGAUUUCAGUGUUUAAUUUUAAAUAUGUGUUUUUAAAAUAUAGGUACAGGUGGUAGAAUCUGGAUUGCAUGUUUUCUGUAUAAUAAACUGCCCAUCUUAAAAUAUGUUUUAUCAUCUGACUUUCUGGACAUUAUUUCCUAAAUGUUUCAGCUUUUAAACAUUUUGUAUAUCAAAUUCCAAUUCUGAUACAGGGAAUUAUUAAUACAUAUUUAUUAUACUGGGGGGUUAUAUACUUUGAGAAGAAAAAGCACUACGAAAAGACACAGAAGUCAGUCAUUUUAAAACCCUUACAUAUAUGAGAGAAGUUUAGAAAAUUACCUUUAAAGUAUUUAAUAAUAGGAAAGUUGUAGUAAAUUGAUUCACUUUGUAUAUCUUAGUUGAAAUAAUUUUUGUUUUAACAUGCCAUGUACAUUUUGAAAUGAGCACAAUCUUUCAUUAUGCUCAGUGUUAACAGUUUACAUAUUUAUUAAGCCUACUGAAAAAUCCGAUUUCAGGGCAGAAAAUGAAGACUUCAGGCAGCACAGGCUACAUAGCCUCCAAAGAACUUCGUUUACAUCAAACAUAAAGUUACAGAGUUGGCGAUUCUGUCUAGCUGAUUUUACUUUGGAGUUGUGAUCCGGGGUUUGUGAACUGUUUAACGGAGGAGAUGUUGGUUACAAUCAUGUCUGCCUUGAGCAUCCAUUUCGAAGAAACUACAAUACACAUCCUUAGGAAACAACCAACCAAUUUCCUUUUCCUGUAUAUUUUAGAAUUACUAGUUGAAUAUAAUUCUAUAUGUAGAAUUAUGCUUUUAUCUUUAAAAGAAAAAAUUUAAACAUUUAAUAGAAUUUUUGAAACUAUUAAAUACACAUUUGCAAAUGUAUGCAAAUUUUUGGCAACUGCAAACUCAUUGUACUCUAGACAACAUAAGCACAAAUGUCAAUGAUGCUGUGGAUCAUGUUCAAGCCCUUACUUGAAUUUGCUUUGAGGCUUUAACAUGUGUGUGUGUAUACAGUUAUAAUAUAAGUGAGUCAUAGUCAUUAAUAUCAGUUUGCUUAAAAAUUUGGAAUUGCAAGUAAAGAAAAGCCUGAUAUUGUUAGGACAAAUUCUUGACUCGUUAAACACUAGUUAGAGUUUGUUUUGAACCAAUGGAUAGCUACUUAAAUAUUUUCACUGUCCUUUCUGCAAAACAAAACUAUGGUCUGCUGGCCAUGCUAUAGAUUAGGAAGGAGCGUGCAAUCUCAAGUUUUCUUUUCCAGUGGAGUUUAAGUGUUAAAAACUUUUCUGGACUGUGCUUUUUGGUGGUGUGAAAAUUCAUUAAAUGAACCACUCUUUAGUAACUGAUUAUAUCUCACUGGAAAUGUGAAGGCUGUGGUUAGAAAAGGAAGCAGAGAUCCAGUCUCAGUGCUAGAACAGAAUUGAGUUAUUUAAACACUGCAUUAUCAAGGGACUCGGAUUUUGAAUUACAACAUUAUUGCUCAGGAAAUCAGUAUUUCUAAGUAUGUGCAUAUUGCACUGUUAGCUCAUAGAAAUAUAUGAAUGCUUUAAUUCAUUUUAUGUAUGCAAAGCUAUAAAUCCUUUGUAUGUGUUUUAUAUAAUUGCAAAUGUAUUAAACCAUUGUAGCAUGUAUAUCUGUAAAACUGGUUUUUAAACUUUUUGCCUUUUCAUAUUUUAAGGAUAUGCAAAAUAUUAAUAAAGUUUCUAUUUUAUUAA